Molecule: messenger RNA, 888 nt
Organism: Candidula unifasciata
Lineage: Eukaryota; Metazoa; Mollusca; Gastropoda; Stylommatophora; Geomitridae
Source: the annotation of a GenBank genome assembly
ACAGAAUGGGUGCAUUGCAUCAGCAAACUUCUCAGGAAUGUCGAUCCAACAACAUUUCCAAGAAGAUCGAAAGCUAAUUCAUUCUGUUACGGACACAGCACACCGCAGACGGUGGGCGGAAAGAUCUUCUGCAUGUUCUACUCCUUGUCUGGCAUCCCGCUGUGUAUCGUCAUGUUUCAGAGCGUGGGAGAACGGCUUAACACCUUCGUCACCUUCUUGGUGAAAAAUAUACGCAAAUGUUUUAGAAUGAAGAGCACAGAAGUUUCCGAAACAAACCUGAUUCUUAUCACACUGAAUCUCUCUACUUUAGUACUGACUGCAGGAGCAGCCAUUUUCUCUUACUUCGAAGGAUGGCCCUACGUGGACGCGUUCUACUAUUGCUUUGUGACCCUGACAACUAUAGGAUUCGGGGAUUUCGUGGCGUUGCAAAAGGACGAUAUGCUCAACCAACAGCCCAAGUACGUGACGUUCUGUCUAAUUUUUAUCCUCUUUGGUUUGACAGUUAUAUCUGCCGCCAUGAAUCUGCUCAUUUUGCGUUUUCUGACUAUGAACACGGCAGACGAGAAGCGGGAAGAGCGGGAAGCAGCAGCGGCCGCCAGGGGCGCUGUUAGAUUAGAAGGUGACGUCAUCACAGCCAACGGAAGCGUGGUUUUGAACGCCCAGGAAACGCCCGAGUACAAUGACCUAAUAUCUGUGUGCUCCUGUUCUUGUUACAAUCUCCGAUCAAGGGGCAAACCCAGGUACUCGGUGACCAGGGCGCCGGGCAAAAUCUCACAUUUACUUCCAAUGCAAUCAGGCAACACAAAAGAAGAUUGCCCUAGUUCCACAGAGGACAAUUCUUCUUUCGUUCAGUGGCAGGCCCUAAGCAGGAAAAGGGCUUCGAUCUAG